CUGAUGAUUUGUGACUUAAAUUGCCAUAGUUAUCUUAUAUGGGUUAUGUGCUUAGAUAAUGUAGGUUAUGACCCUUUAUGAAAACUCUUCUCAAUUUUCUGCAAUCGAGAAUCAAAAUUGUGUAGAUUUGCCAUUAUUUUAAUGUUCAUUAAGGUAUUUUAAUUUCUCUAUGGUCUCGCCGUAACAGAAACAUAAUCUAGAGACCAUUGGUGAUAAAUUACGUAACUAUCGCUGAAACCAUAAUAUAACCCUACUUUUAUACACAACGUAACCUAAGCUUUUUACUACGGCAUUUAAGCAAUUUUUGUGUUUUUAUAUCGAAUAGUUUAAUUGAAUAUUACACAGCCAGAAUGGUGUUCUCCAGUCUGGUAAAUUAUGUUCGUUCGAGAGGGCCGGACGAGUUUUGGAAAAAGCGGAGAAUUUUCAAACUCGCUGCGCAUUAUAUCGGGAGAAGGCGUAACUGCUACAGUAUUGCGGUUCGUUCUGUGCAUAGGGCAUUGGCUUAUGUUACCAAAGGAAGGAAGCUGAAGAAGUUGGACAUGGCAGAUUUAUGGGUUACGAGAAUUGAAGCUGCUUGUGCUCAACAUAACUUAGAGUAUAAGACACUACGAAACUCUUUGAAUCAAUCAGAUAUUUUGAUAAAUAGGAAGAUACUAUCUGAACUUGCUGUUUGGGAACCUCAUACUUUUAAAGCUCUUACCGAUAUUGCAAAAAGAAGAACACUCGAUGAUGGACUGGCCUCGAUUACAACAAGUAAUUCCGAAGUGGAUAGAAUUAUUACCAAAGGAACACUUCAUGUUAAUAAGCAAUAGAUAUGAUUGUGAGUAGAAUUUUAGAAACUAAAUAAUAUUUUGAUCAAAAAUUAUGUUUGCUGUGUAACAUAUUGUAAUAUGGCAUGUGAAAAAGUGAAUUAAACAUUGUUUAGAAUGCUGUUA
Molecule: messenger RNA, 935 nt
Organism: Dendroctonus ponderosae (mountain pine beetle)
Lineage: Eukaryota; Metazoa; Arthropoda; Insecta; Coleoptera; Curculionidae
Gene: mRpL20
Product: 39S ribosomal protein L20, mitochondrial
Exons: 3
Coding region: 351-812 (153 amino acids)
Biological process (GO): translation; ribosomal large subunit assembly
Cellular component (GO): ribosome
Molecular function (GO): structural constituent of ribosome; rRNA binding
Source: RefSeq, a predicted model, not a curated record